AUGCAGAUGGCGAAGAGGAACUAUCUCGGGGGGUUAGAAUGGGCGAAAGCAGAGGAGCAGCUUUUCGAGAUCCUAUUCCUGAGACAGGAUAUACCUCUAUUGCCGCUGCACUGGGAAGUUGAUUUUCGCGGUGUGCCCAUCUCAGGAGACUGCUUUUGUUGCAAGAAAGGAGAGAACCCGAUCAUCUAUGCGCACACGAGCACUUUUCUAGCCACCACGGCAUUAACGAGAUUAAUCGACUUGACUGCUUGUGUCCGGACAGCCUGUCAGUCCGGACUACGACGAAAGACAGCCCAAAUGAUUAAAAAGGCCUUGGAUAAGUUCAUAAGAUGGGCUGCCGAGGACGGAGGAUAUAACCAUUUGCAGUACACCCCUAAUAUCAUUGUCGAGGUCAUGGACAGGGAUGCCGAAGAAUCUGACCUCACGGGCUUCAUAGAGGCACGAAUGAAGGCUCUGGCAAGAUUGCACCGCAAAAUCCUCGCCGUUAACCAAGACGUUGCCGAAGAUAUGGAUAUAGACAAGGAAGUCGAAAUGCAAAUAAAAAAAUCUCACGGGGAAACAAAAGUGAUUGACAGCGACGACGAUGAGCAGAAGACUGUCGAGAAGGGCAAGCAGACAGUAGACCUUGUCAGCGUGAAGAUGGAAGAAGACGAGAAGCCCAUCGUCAAAACGGAAUGCUUUGAGGAGGACGACAUUUCAAUGAAAGAUAUUCCUCAUGCUCAAACAGUAUUCUCACCAUCGCCCCUGUUGCCCUCACCGCUACCAUUCCGACGCCCCCCUCCUGUUAUUUACGGCUUCUUCAUCGUCUCCUCGACAGUCUUCUUAUUUACUGCAGACUCUUCCAAAGAUGAGCCCUCUAUGAAUCUAAGUCUUCUCCUCGACAUGAACUUCCAGGACCAGGGCCAGAGUGUGUGGAAUGCCCUGACUGUGGCGAUUGUGGCAUGUCUCGCAAGAGACGAUAUGAUGACCAGGAUGGAGGAUUUUGAAGAGGAGAGAGUAGUUGAAGAGAGUGAUGUGGAUGCUUGA
Trichoderma asperellum CBS 433.97 is the source of this 1026-nucleotide messenger RNA. The record is from RefSeq and is a predicted model, not a curated record. Lineage: Eukaryota; Fungi; Ascomycota; Sordariomycetes; Hypocreales; Hypocreaceae.